This is a messenger RNA of Homo sapiens (human), 4474 nucleotides long. It is a transcript of the gene PSMC1, whose product is annotated as proteasome 26S subunit, ATPase 1. The record is from RefSeq and is marked reviewed. Bases 349 to 1452 code for a protein of 367 amino acids. Gene Ontology annotation, cellular component: proteasome regulatory particle; membrane; proteasome accessory complex. Gene Ontology annotation, molecular function: ATP hydrolysis activity; ATP binding. NCBI's taxonomy places the organism in Eukaryota, Metazoa, Chordata, Mammalia, Primates, Hominidae. The transcript is spliced from 12 exons.
AGUACUUUUCCAGCAUUUUCUCAUUUAUUACAACAGUUCCCUCGAGAACAGUAGAGAAACACCCAGGUUUUGGCAUUCAGCAAACCUGAAUGUGAUUCCUGGCUCCAUCUCUGACAAGCUUUGUGACAACAGGGUCAAAGUCAGAGUGGUGGUCAUGGUCCUGGAGGUGGCAAGAAGGAUGACAAGGACAAGAAAAAGAAAUAUGAACCUCCUGUACCAACUAGAGUGGGGAAAAAGAAGAAGAAAACAAAGGGACCAGAUGCUGCCAGCAAACUGCCACUGGUGACACCUCACACUCAGUGCCGGUUAAAAUUACUGAAGUUAGAGAGAAUUAAAGACUAUCUUCUCAUGGAGGAAGAAUUCAUUAGAAAUCAGGAACAAAUGAAACCAUUAGAAGAAAAGCAAGAGGAGGAAAGAUCAAAAGUGGAUGAUCUGAGGGGGACCCCGAUGUCAGUAGGAACCUUGGAAGAGAUCAUUGAUGACAAUCAUGCCAUCGUGUCUACAUCUGUGGGCUCAGAACACUACGUCAGCAUUCUUUCAUUUGUAGACAAGGAUCUGCUGGAACCUGGCUGCUCGGUCCUGCUCAACCACAAGGUGCAUGCCGUGAUAGGGGUGCUGAUGGAUGACACGGAUCCCCUGGUCACAGUGAUGAAGGUAGAAAAGGCCCCCCAGGAGACCUAUGCAGAUAUUGGGGGGUUGGACAACCAAAUUCAGGAAAUUAAGGAAUCUGUGGAGCUUCCUCUCACCCAUCCUGAAUAUUAUGAAGAGAUGGGUAUAAAGCCUCCUAAGGGGGUCAUUCUCUAUGGUCCACCUGGCACAGGUAAAACCUUGUUAGCCAAAGCAGUAGCAAACCAAACCUCAGCCACUUUCUUGAGAGUGGUUGGCUCUGAACUUAUUCAGAAGUACCUAGGUGAUGGGCCCAAACUCGUACGGGAAUUGUUCCGAGUUGCUGAAGAACAUGCACCGUCCAUCGUGUUUAUUGAUGAAAUUGACGCCAUUGGGACAAAAAGAUAUGACUCCAAUUCUGGUGGUGAGAGAGAAAUUCAGCGAACAAUGUUGGAACUGCUGAACCAGUUGGAUGGAUUUGAUUCUAGGGGAGAUGUGAAAGUUAUCAUGGCCACAAACCGAAUAGAAACUUUGGAUCCAGCACUUAUCAGACCAGGCCGCAUUGACAGGAAGAUUGAGUUCCCCCUGCCUGAUGAAAAGACGAAGAAGCGCAUCUUUCAGAUUCACACAAGCAGGAUGACGCUGGCUGAUGAUGUAACCCUGGACGACCUGAUCAUGGCUAAAGAUGACCUCUCUGGUGCUGACAUCAAGGCAAUCUGUACAGAAGCUGGUCUGAUGGCCUUAAGAGAACGUAGAAUGAAAGUAACAAAUGAAGACUUCAAAAAAUCUAAAGAAAAUGUUCUUUAUAAGAAACAGGAAGGCACCCCUGAGGGGCUGUAUCUCUAAUGAACCAUGGCUGUCAUCAGGAAAAUGGUUGGGAGAUUUCUCAAUCCCUGAAAGGGAUGAGGUUGGGGGAGUUGCCCAGAGGAAUCCCUGUUCCCACUGAUUUUUAUUAGCAAAACAUCCUGUGUCUUUUGGAGUACGAUGUGUAAGUGCCCAUUGGGUGGCCUGUUGGUCACUGUGCAGCAGUCUGCUUCCCAAUAAAGCGUGCUCUUUCACAAACACUUCCUGUUUCUGCAGUCUCCACACACACCUACCGCUCAACAGCAGCCUGUGGGUGGACCCAGCUACAGGGAAGCCUUUGGACAGGAACUCAGGCUGCGGUCCCAAGGAGUGUGGACCUCACUAUGCGUUCGCCACAUCACACCCCCAGAGCUGGCGUUCAACGGUAAUUACAGUGGGAAAUGGUCACUACCACAGAGCCAGGGAUAUUCGUUGUUUAAAUAAUAAAGGCUGCGUUAAUGUGGCUAUUGCUUCCAAAGGAAGUACAGCUUUCCUUUUUGGAAGUUUUGUGGACCAUGCAUGUUCUUAGCACUCUGAGGGCAGAAAAUAACUACUGGUGUUCCCAAGAGACUGAGGAUUCCUAGAGAUAUCUUGAAAGCCCUUCUGAGCCCUUGGGCUCAGAAAUCUCAUCCCUUUCAAGGUGUUCAGAAACAUGUCAGAACUUCCCCUUCCCUUUCUCCGUCUAUUUCCGUCAUUUCUCUUUCUGAACAAAUCAGGCCUAAAGCUAUUAAGUGGGACAGAUCAAGGUAAGCGUUCCCUUGACAGGUGGCCUGGUGUGGGUUGUAGGGCCCACACUGAAUGAGGAGUGUGUAUUAGUUUUCUGUUAAUACUAUAACAAGUUACCACAGGCUUUGUUUAAAAACAGCACAAUUUGGCCAGGCACGGUGGCUCACGCCUGUAAUCCCAGCACUUUGGGAAGCUGAGGCAGGCGGAUCACAAGGUCAGAAGUUUGAGGCCAGCCUGGCCAACAUGGUGAAACCCCAUCUUUACUAAAAAUACAAAAAUUAGCUGUGCGUGGUGGCAGGUGCCUGUAGUCCCAGCUACUCAGGAGGCUGAGGCAGGACAAUCGCUUGAACCCAGGAGGCGGAGGUUGCAGUGAGCCAAGAUCCCGUCACUGCACUCCAGCCUGGGCGACAGAGCAAGACUCCGUCUCAAAAAUAAAUAAAUAAAUAAAUAAAAACCACAAUUUUAUCUCAGUUCUGUAGGUCAGAAGUCCAACACGAGUGUCUCCAGGCUAAAGUCUUGCUGUUGGCAGGACCGUUCCCUCUGGCGUCUCUAAGGGAGAAUCCGUUUCCUUGCUGAGGAUUAUUGUUGGCAGAAUUUAAUUUCUUGGAGUUGUGGGCCAGCUGAGGUCAGCAUUUCCUUGCUGGCUGCCAGCUGAGGCCUUUGCCAGUCUGUGAAGGCCACCCUCCCUCCUGACUCGUGGCACUUCAUUUUCCACCAGCAGCAGCAGGCCCAGUCCCUCUCUCCCACCGACCCUUCUUUCUGCCUGCCUUUUCUAUUCUUAUGGAUCCUUGUGAUUGCAUUGGACCCAUGCAGAUGAUCCAGGAUAAUUUCCCUGUUUUAAAGUUUACAAUCUUCUUAAUUUUUAUCUGCAAAGUUCCUUUUGCCAUGUAACAUUCACACGUUCCAGGGCUUAGGGUGUGGCCAUCUUUAGGGGCGCCACUCUGCCUACCACAGAGGACAUCCACACGUGGGGGUGGCCCAGUGCAGGGUAAGGACGGGGUGCUUGUGGGGAGGGCGGGUGUCAGCCCAAGUAGGGUGUGGAGCUGUCCAUGUGGAGGAACACCACAGCACGGGGACUCAGCAUGGGCAGGGUGAGGCUGGCAUCCGUGUGGGGUGUAUGUGCAGGGCUGGGGUGGUCCGAUAGGGGGAGUCAGUGUGGGCAGCCUGAUGUGCAGUAUGAGAGCCCAAGUGGGUGAGGAAGGCAUCUGCAGGGACGGGGUGGUGGCAGGGGAGGGAGGCUGCUUAUGUAUGGAGGCAGUCAGGCAGGUAAACAGGACAGUGGGAGCCAGGUUUCUCUGAGGAGUUAGACACAGAAAGAAGAAAACAAGAACGACCUCUGUCCACUGGGAGCACCUGGGAACAGUGACACCCCAACUGCAGUGAGCACCCCUAGACCCAGACCUUUGCUGCUAAAAGUAUUAUUCUCCACUAAAAGGAGUGAGGGCUGAUUCCGGGGCUAGGCAGGGAAAGGACAGGAUGAACCCAAAGUCUGUUUUGCCAGAAAGCAAGGGAGUGCUCAAGGAAUGAUAAGGACAUGUCCUAAGGACACCGAAGCCUAUGUGAAGGGGCUUCCACUGGCCAAACUCGGGACAAUCUGAGCAUCCUAACAAACAGUUACUAUUAAUGGAAUACAGUAUAGCCCUUUAAAUAGGGAACUACACACACACACACACACACACACACACACACACACACACACACACACACACCCCAAUACAUAUGAAUUGAUCUGAAAGUUUGCUGAGGAAGGGGUAUUUACAGAUUUUGAGAGUCUGCCACAAAACACUGUUCAGUUAGAAAGGGAAAGUCACACUGGAGAUGCCCAGCAGACACCGUCUUCACCAAGUGGUCAAAUGCACAUCAUCAGUAAUGGGCACUUUGAAAGUACGUGCCACCCAAGAGUGUCAGUGCUGUCACACUCCUGCCAAAGAUGCUUAGCCUGAAUCCAGUGCUGAGGAAACACCAGGCAAACACAAACUGAGGAACAUUCUACAAAUUCAGAACACUUCAAAAGUAUCCACGUCUUGGAAGUCAAAAAGCUUCCAAUCAGAAGGAGACCAAAGAGAUGACAACCAAGUGCAGCUCCUGCUCCUGAACUGGAUCCUUUUCCUAGAGGACAUGACUGGGCCUGAGGACCUGCUAGGAGUACUGCGUCCAUGCUGACUUCCUGUUCAGUGUCUGUAUCGUGGGCGGGUAGCAGACUCUCAGCAACUGACUCACACGGUUCAGGAAACAAAAUUCUUUGUAACGCACUUGCAUCUUUUCCUAAGUUUGAGAUUAAAAAAAACAAAAAACCCCA